Messenger RNA from Centruroides sculpturatus (bark scorpion), 840 nucleotides. RefSeq lists its product as uncharacterized. NCBI's taxonomy places the organism in Eukaryota, Metazoa, Arthropoda, Arachnida, Scorpiones, Buthidae. The transcript has 4 exons. The record is from RefSeq and is a predicted model, not a curated record. Bases 115 to 840 code for a protein of 241 amino acids. Gene Ontology annotation, molecular function: protein binding. Gene Ontology annotation, cellular component: nucleus; exosome (RNase complex).
AGACAAGCACAAUAUACUUUUAAUUUUUAAUUUUAGAGGAAACUCAUUCAUUGUCAAAAAGAAAAAACUUGUGACCAAAAUGAACACAGUAAAGAAAAAGUUGAAAAUGUAAACAUGAAUCAAAUUUCAGAUGCCUUCCAUAUUGAUGAAACUAAAAAUCUUCAAGAAAAUGAUCAGUUUGUCUAUGAUUCUUGUAUGAAGAUGACAAAAGAAGAGAUUGAAGAAAAUUCUAUCAAAUUUUUAACGGAAAAAGAUUAUUGUUUUGCAUUGUUGUGUUACAUAUAUAUAUUUGUAUUUAAUUCUCUACCCGCGUUCAUUUUUCAAAAUGGUCAAGAUAAUCUUGGUCAUAUAGUUUCAAAGGAUUUAUUCCUGAUUGAUUGGUCACAAUAUUCAAAACUUAAUAAAUCUAAAGAAAUAAUUAAAGAAACAAUUGAAGAAAUUUUAUCUACUUAUUUAGAGAGAUGUAAAAAUAAAGAUUUAUAUUUUCCAUUUUAUUUUCAACUGAUUACUUUAGAAUUGUUUAAUGAAAAUUAUGAUUCAGCAAUGAAUAUCUGCAGGCAGUUACAAGAAUUAUCAUCAGAUAUUACUGAUACAUGGUUAUUAACAGCCAGAAUAUAUAUUCAUCAAUCUUUAUUUGAAGAAGCAAGCAAGAUUUUUGAAAAAGCAAUAACCAUUGCACCUUUUGAUCCUUACUUAUAUUAUGCGGCAUCUUUAUUUUAUUUUAAUAAUAACAACACACAUAAGGCAAAGGAUUUAUUAGAAAACUGUAUAUAUAAAACUUUUAAAAAUUCAGUCAUGUCUUGUAGAAUACCAGAAAGUGCCAUUUCUCUUUAUUGGUAA